UAUUUGCUUCCUCGUUACAGUUCUGCUGCAUAGUUUUAUUAGGAAAUUUAGUUUGUGGUUCGAUUUCUUACUAUCGGAAAAUUCGUUUCCCGAUUUUAAAACCAAUAAAUCAAUAAAACAACAGAAAAUAGCCAAUUAAAAAUGUCGAGACAAAAAAUUGCGACCAUGUCUACAGAAGUGACGCAAUCUCUCCGGAAUGCAGAAAGCAUGCGAAAAGUGCCAUACUCCAUGGAUCCACGUUUGGAUCAGCUGGUGGUGUAUAGCUCCGUGCUGGAGCAUCUGCUGCAACAGAAGCUCCACUAUGAGCACGAGCGAGACAUGGAGCAGCUACGCCUCGAGAGAUUCAAGUGCGAGGGUGCCAUAGAUAAUCGCAUACACGUGCAAAUGCAGGUUGUGAAGAAGGUGCAGGGCAUGCUACCAGAUAUUGUCUUUAAGAUGCGCAACGAGUACGACAAAUUCGAGCGUUUUCUGCAUAGGGAGAAGGCCCUCAAGAGCAUUAAUCUAUCCCUAUACGAUAAGGGUAUGCAGUUACUUAAGGCCUGCAAGAAAAAUCUCGAGCAGACCCUAUAGACAUGGUCGCACCCGCCUACACACACACACACACACACACACACACACACACACACAUCAAUCACAUCAAUCAAACACGAUUAAGUAGUUGUCGCAACAAAAUUAAAUGGUACCCCAGUCAACUAUAUGGAUGCACAGAAAUCUUAAUGCUUGUCCAUGUAUUUUUAAUUACAGUCAUCCUAACAAGGGGCUUACCUGUUUCAGAUGAUUCUUCAGUAUGGUACCCUCGGGCUCCGGCAAUGGAGGUAUCUCAUCGUAUCCACCUGUUGGUGGCGUCAGCUUGGUAGAAUCCAAAUCCACAACCCAAAUAUCAUCGGGCAGCCUGCAAGUUUUUGAUUUACAUAAGUUUUCGUAAGGAACUACUGGGCUAUACCGGGCACUAGCAGCAACCAUCCGGUAGUACCAGGCAAACCAAGUACUACAAGGCACUACCCGGUACUUCAAGGCACUUCCAGUACUAGAAACUACCAGGCACUACCGAACGCUUCCGGUACUACCCGGAACUACCGAUACUGCAAAUUAUACCAGGCAUUACUGGGCUGUACCGGAAACUACCAGGCAUUGGGUAGCCCUACGAAGCAUUAAACGGCACUACCGGGCGCUAUGAGGCACCACCAGGACACUAGCCGUACCUAAAGUUCUUUUUAUAGAUGAGAAAAGAGGCUGGCACACCGAUGACAAAGGGCGUGGGCGCGAGCAGCAACUGCUCGGCGCAGCUGAGGCAUGUGGGCAACAACGGUAUCACUGGAAACAUGUACUCCAAUGGAUAGAGCAUGGUCACGAAUGCCAUUACCGACAUGGAGAGAGCAUUAUAAUCGCGCGAUUGGAUGAGCACCUUGUUCUCCAAUAUGAUCAGUGUCCACACCUUCAGGCAUGUCUCCACGCCGAGCAGCUCGAGUGGCAAAUGCAAGGGAAAGUCAACCAGCGAAAAGCGUGUGUGAUCCGGUAGUGCAAACAGCAAUGGUUCGUGCACAGUUGGCGACAGCACCUCUACCUGCGAAAUGAUGAAAAGAAUUCAAUAAAUGGCAAAUUAAUAGGAUAAAUAAUAAUUGAAAAUGUUUGAAAAACUCGUUAGUCUUAAAACCUAUAUUAAAAUGGGAACAACCACA
Molecule: messenger RNA, 1679 nt
Organism: Drosophila montana
Lineage: Eukaryota; Metazoa; Arthropoda; Insecta; Diptera; Drosophilidae
Exons: 2
Coding region: 142-570 (142 amino acids)
Biological process (GO): post-chaperonin tubulin folding pathway; tubulin complex assembly
Cellular component (GO): microtubule cytoskeleton; cytosol
Molecular function (GO): beta-tubulin binding
Source: RefSeq, a predicted model, not a curated record